GUCCCUCGAUCAGCAGCUAUAACAGUGCUACCAACGUGCCUACUAGUGUUGCCAGAUGGUACGGAGUAUUGUAAAGAGAAUUAUAGCACUAAGGUUACUUGCUGGACAUCGCAGUUGGAUCGGCCUCUUCUCCUGCCGACCGUCGGCCAGUCAGGUCGUCUUACAAACCGUUCUUAAGUAUAAUAAAUUAUAUUAGUCUUAGUAUUAGACAACGCGUGUUUCAAUUACCCAAGUAACACUUGGCGACGAGGGUAAAGCGGAACGGUAAGCUGAACAGUACAAUCAGUGAUCGCGAGUGAGUCGUAGUUCGCGAAAAGUGUAAGUGAACGGUCGAAAGCGCAGUGCACGUGGUGUGGACCUAACUUUAACCAUGCCACCGAAGGAGGAGAACAAGGCUGAAGGCAGCCCAGUGCAAGUGAUUCGUAGUGGAAUGUUCGGUCAAAUCGAGCAGUAUGUACUCGGUGAGGACUGGGACGAGUACAUGAACCGGCUGGAAAUGUUUUUCCAAGUGAACGACACGCCGGACGAGAUGAAGGUUCCGGUUAUGUUCACCGUGGCCGGGCCGAGCUUGUAUACGCUAGCAAACAGGCUCUGCGCCCCGGUCUCCCCGCGUAUCAAGACGUACACCGAGCUAACCGCCCUGUUCAAGGAUCACCUCGGUCCCACGACCAACGUGGUGUCAGAGCGCUACCAGUUGCGGUUCUGUGAGCAGACGCCUUCCCAGAGGAUUGCGGACUUCAUCGUCACCCUGAAGGCCAAGGCACAAACCUGCGAUUACGGUAAUUUCCUGCAGGAUGCCCUGCGCGAUCAGUUCGUCGCCGGGAUCCACGACCAAAGUCUGCGCAAGAAGUUGUUAACGGAGUCCACGUUAACGUUCGAGAAGGCCUGCACGAUCGCCAAGGCCUACGAAGCUGCGCUGAGCCAGAAUAAGGACAUGUCGGCCCCGUCGGCGUCCAAAAUGGCGGCCCUGCACAAUGGCGGACCGAGUCGCCAGUCGAAGGGUAAGCAGCCGAACCGGAACCAGUCAAGUAAGUCAAGCCGUCCCCCGCCGAAGCCAAAGAAGCCAUGCUUCCGGUGCGGCCGUGAUCACGAUCCAGAUAAGUGCCCCGCCUUGGAUUGGACGUGCUACGCGUGUGGGAAGAAGGGCCACGUGUCGUCAGUGUGCCAGAGCAAAAGUCGCCAGUCGCAGCCCAAAGGGAGCAGCAAACGUGUUGGUGAGAUGUCGGAAGCUAUGGAAGUUCUCCGAUUGAACGUGCUUGCCGGAGUCGGCGAGACAGCAGUGCGAGCAGCCCGUCAGCAGUCGGCUGCAGCCCAAAGCGCAGCAGGAAGCGGAAGUGUGUCCGUCCUGGAGCCGAGCAGCAGCAAAACGCCGUCGUCAAGCAACGGUGGAUCCCCCGGAUCGCUGAAUCGUGUCGAUUCGCCCGAACUCGUGUCGCUGGACUGCGAAGGUCGCCGUCUGGAGUUCGAAGCUGACUGCGGAGCCUGCAAAAGCGUGAUCUCUGCAGCUACGUACCAGAAAUACUUCUCGCAUUGCCCUUUAGUGCCCACUGCUCAAGAAUUCAUCUCUGUUUCCGGUCAACGCAUCCAACCGCAGGGUCUGGUUUCGCUUCGCGUUUCCGCACCUUCGGGGAUCCAAGGUAAGUUGGACUUGAUAGUGAUUACCACCGCUAAGAAGAUGUAUCCUCUGCUCGGUCGCGAUGGUCUUGAUUUGAUGUAUCCGGAGUGGAGAAAAGUCUUUUCGGUCAAGUCUGUAAGUAGUGCGCAAACGUCCUUCGAAUCUGAGCUCUUGAAACGAUUUCCAAAAGUAGUUUCCGAAACCGCGAAAGACUCGAUCAUCGAACAGAUUCUGUUCCAGUCACCGGGCAUUGCGUACCUGGAUGACAUCAUUGUGGGUGGAUCUACGAUGGAAGAGUGUCGUGAAAAUCUUUUCCAGGUCUUGCAACGCUUAAACGAUCAUAAUGUCAAGAUCAAUCUGUCGAAGUCAAGCUUUUUUCAGUCGAAAAUAGAGUAUUUAGGUUACAGCAUAACGUCCGAAGGUAUUCGGCCAAGUGAGUCGAAAGUUAAGGCGAUUAUUGACGCCCCCGCACCGAAAAACGUACAACAGUUGCAAGCUUAUCUGGGAUUGCUUAAUUAUUAUCAUCGUUUUCUGCCGAAUUUGUCGAUCGAAUUGCGUCCCUUGUACGAUUUGCUUCGCAAAAAUUGUCGUUUCGUGUGGACCGAAAGCUGUCAGUUGGCUUUCGAUAGGACGAAGUCGCUUUUGCUCGAAAAUGAUCUACUCGAACCGUUCGACCCUUCGAAACCGAUCAUUCUCGCCGUCGAUGCUAGUCCGUACGGCGUCGGCGCGGUGUUAUCGCACCUGGUCGAUAAUGUCGAAAAGCCCGUCUGUUUCGCGUCGUCCACUCUCACCCCCGCUCAGGUGAACUAUGCUCAAGUGCAUAAAGAGGCAUUAGCAGUAGUUUUUGGAGUCAAAAAGUUCCACAAAUACUUGUAUGGCUCGAGAUUCAUUCUUAUCACGGACAACAGUGGUGUGAAAGAAAUUUUCAACCCGACUAACGGCACUUCCGCGAUCGCCGCCGCCAGGCUGCAACGGUGGGCUCUGAUUGUCGCUGGUUACAACUACGUAAUCGAGCACCGUCCUGUAACCAACCGCACACCUUCUUCAAUGAUCUUCUCGUACACGCCGCGUACGCUGACCAAUGUGGUAAAUCCGCAGAAGGUUCAGGUCGAAAGCACCAACGCCAAGCCCAUGAUCGUCAGAAAGGAACCGAUAAUUCAGGUCUCCCACGAAUCCGCGAAAAUGAAGUCGUUCAACGCAGGUGAUAAAGUCUUGUACCGUAACCAUUUCAAAGACAUCAUCCGUUGGAUUCCCGCGAUCGUGCUUCAGAAGCUUAGUCCGUUGACUUAUUUGAUUAGUCUUGAAGCGAAUAAUGAUGAUGAAAGUAGUGGAUAUGAGGACACGUCUUCUGAAGAUGGUAAUCCCGUUCAGGUGCCAGCCACCAUUCGCGUCACUCCACCGUCUAAAAACAAGAAGAAGACUUCUAAGCGUAGACGGAGUGAAACGAAAUCCCCAAAAGUGCGUCGUUCCAAUAGACUUCGAGGUCAGCCGAAACUGAAGUACCCAAAAUAA
This is a messenger RNA of Culex pipiens pallens (northern house mosquito), 3127 nucleotides long. RefSeq lists its product as uncharacterized. Bases 371 to 3127 code for a protein of 918 amino acids. The transcript is spliced from 4 exons. Gene Ontology annotation, molecular function: zinc ion binding; nucleic acid binding. The record is from RefSeq and is a predicted model, not a curated record. Lineage: Eukaryota; Metazoa; Arthropoda; Insecta; Diptera; Culicidae.